Molecule: messenger RNA, 1191 nt
Organism: Capsella rubella
Lineage: Eukaryota; Viridiplantae; Streptophyta; Magnoliopsida; Brassicales; Brassicaceae
Exons: 9
Coding region: 49-987 (312 amino acids)
Biological process (GO): protein deubiquitination
Molecular function (GO): cysteine-type deubiquitinase activity
Source: RefSeq, a predicted model, not a curated record
UGUUGUUUUCUCUGAGGUUCAACUAAAGAACGUUUUGCUUUCAAGAAGAUGGAUUCAUCAGCGGCUCAAGAAGUGCAGAACCUUGAUCCAGAUCUCUCAGACUCAAACAUUGAAGAAUCUGAAGAGAAGAUACUGAACGCCACUUCUCUUUCAGCUUUUGAUAUGAUUCUCAAGUCUAUGCGGAAGAUAAGUGUUUUCUUAAGCCACUUUUUGAUGGAUUAUAUUCAAGAAGUACCUCAAAGCCUCACAGAUGAUGAAUCUGUUCUUCCACAAGACUUACUUUGUGACUUCCUACUUGAGAAAAUCAGUCUCACUCAUCCUCUGGAAGCAAAUGGUGUUUUUGACCUGUUUCUAAACAUCUUGGAGCUUAUGUCUCGCUGGGAUUCAGACUUUGAAGUGUACGAAGUGGCGAAAAAGAUUUGCAAUAGAUGCAAGAUGGGUAUGGAUCUUCCACCUGAACGUUGUUUUGGUCUGAUCAUCAAUGCUGGUACACUCAGAGAAGCAAUGUUCGAGAAGUUUACAUUCGAGAAGAUCAUUCAGGUCAUCAGAAUAGACUUAAAGAUGCCUUGUGAUAAGGAAGGAUGUGAGAAACGAAACUAUGUUCAACGUAUGAUAUAUAAACCUCCAACUGUUUUCACAAUUGCACUUGAGUGGGAGAACAAUGAGACUGAAGGAGAGAUAUUCGAUACUACUUCUGUUCUGAAGACCGAGAUUGAUAUUAAUACGAUAUAUCAAUACAAGGGUGACAGUGCAGUCACUAAAUACCGUCUUGCCUCAAUGGUUUGCUCGCAUGGAAAUCAAUACAACUGUGUAGCUUAUGAAAAAAAAAGAUGGGUCAGACUUGUUGGUUCUGAGGAAGAGGUAAUUGGAGACUGGGAUGGUGUUCUCAGCAAAUUUCGGAAUCUGCAUAUUCGACCUGAGAUUUUAUUUUUUGAAAAUGCUAUGCAGAGGGACCAGUUGGAUCAAAAGUAUCUGAAGACUAAGUAAAGCUUUUUCAAUGUUACAGGAAAUGGAAAAGUGUUUCGAGUCUUAAGUCAAAAAAUAUAUAGGAGUUAGUAGAACAAUGCUUUGGAGGUGUUGUUUGCACCAUUGUGAACAAAUAUUUUCACUGUUUUCUUCCUCACAGAUUCAACAUCCUGAUUGUUAUGAAACAUUGUAUAAAGAUAGUCAAAUACCGUUCUUCCAAAUUCA